GAAACAUUUUUCGCCAUGCGCAGGGUUUAGAGAGAGAAAAGAUGUGUGGAAUCGCAUUGAUCGUCUCCGGUAUUCGUAUCGAUCUAUCGGCUUUGCUCCUCAAUUUCAUCAGUCCAGCUUCUCAAGUUGAACAAGAGGUGGUGUUUUCAGUAGACGACAUCAAAACAGCUCUGUUGAGAAGGGGUCCAGACAGCUUGGGAAGCAAGACUGUUUUUGUUCAUCCAAAGAUUUCAUAUUCUAUUGAGGGAAAAGAUGUAUCUGUUAUUGAGAGAGAAGAGGCAACAAAGAGGGAUUUGGGGCGUAAUAGUGAGAUAUUUGAUUGCACACUUUCUACAAGUGAAGAACAUUGUAGGCUAGACAAUGGUAUUGGGACUAAACCUUUUGGAGAGCUUCACUUUCUUGGUGCCACAUUACAACUAAGGGGUGUUAAUCCUAUCGUUCAGCCAUUGGUAGAUACAUCGGGAAAUAUCCUUAUUUAUAAUGGUGAAAUUUUUGGAGGAAUUCAUGUUAGCAGUGAUUGUAAUGAUGCUGAUAUUCUAAUGCAAUAUCUGGGAAACUGCUGCCAUUGCAGUUCGACUGAACAUAUUAGAGCUUGCUCUUCCCCUGGAAAGGGGCAGAGUUCUGUUCACGAACUUCUUUCAAGAAUUAAGGGACCGUGGGCUUUAAUCUAUUGGCAGAAUAGUUCAAAUACCUUGUGGUGGGGUCGAGAUGCAUUUGGAAGGCGGAGCCUCCUUGUUCACUGGCCAACUUCAGAGGACCCCCGGCUUCUGCUGUCUUCUGUAUCACCAUUUUCACCCAUUCAUGAGAGUUCUGGUCUGGGAAAUGAAAAUGAAAUGGGUAAACUAAAUUUCUGGGAAGAGCUUCCAUGUGGUGUGUACAGUAUAUCCAUGCGUGCAUCAAGUAUGGAGAGGUACAUGGUUGGUGAAGUUAAAAAGCACGAGUGGACUAAUCCCAUGCUAAGAGAACUGAUCAAGUGGGAAAGAACUUCUGUUGAGCCCAAACCUGAGAUGAGUUAUGAUUCUAAUAAAAAGGUUCCUAGUGGGCAACAAGACAUACAUUCAGCUCAUUCAUUUGAAAGGCAAUCAGAGUCAGGUUUUAUGCAGACAACAAUUUUAACGCCAUCACAGGCCGUGCUGAUUGCUUUGAGAGAAUCUGUAAUGCUGCGCACUUCGUUAAAUACUAUUUAUCAGGCAGUUGUAUUUGAUUGUGGACAAAAGGCAUAUUCUCCUGUGGCAGUGCUUUUUUCUGGUGGAUUGGAUUCUAUGAUACUUGCAGCAUUAUUGGAUGAGUGCCUUGAUCCCAAAUAUGAAAUCGAUCUGCUUAAUGUAAGCUUCGAUGGUCAAUCUGCUCCUGAUAGAAUCUCUGCUAGGGCAGGUGUAAAGGAACUUAAAAAAGUUGCACCAUUGAGGAGAUGGAAACUUGUAGAGAUUGAUGCUGAUUUGUUGAAGUUGACCUCUGAGACAAAGCACGUCAUGUCCCUUAUUAAUCCUGCAAAGACCUACAUGGACCUCAAUAUUGGUAUAGCAUUGUGGUUGGCAGCUCAGGGUGAUGGUUGGGUGUAUGAAGGCAUGAACAAUAGUAUUAGUGCUGACUACCAGCGUGUUAAGUACAAGUCUGAGGCUAGGAUCCUUCUGGUUGGUUCUGGUGCAGAUGAACAAUGUGCUGGGUAUGGUCGGCAUAGGACAAAAUAUAGACAUGGAAGUUGGCUUGGGCUACACGAUGAAAUGAAAUUAGACAUGCAGAGAAUAUGGAAGAGAAACCUAGGAAGAGAUGAUAGAUGCAUUGCCGAUAAUGGCAAGGAGGCUAGAUUCCCUUUCUUGGAUGAGGAUGUCAUAAGGAUUCUGCUUGAUAUUCCUUUGUGGGAGCUUGCUGACCUUGAUCAACCAACUGGGGUGGGUGAUAAGAAGAUUCUGAGAGAGGUUGCACAGUUGCUUGGAUUAUAUGAAGCAGCUGUUCUUCCUAAAAGAGCAAUCCAGUUUGGUUCCAGAAUUGCGAGGGAAUCAAAUCGAAAAAAUUUUGGAAGCAAUCGUGCAGCAAACCAAGCAUCUGCGGGAAGCGUUGUAAUUUAUGGGUCAUCGAACAAUAUUUCUAGAUGACAUGAGCCAUACAUUUUUAAUUUGUACCAUUCCUUAGUCGGAAAGAUAUGUGGUCAUGAAAGUGGGAUUAAGUGGAACAGAAUUGAUCGGAUAGUAGAGUUGUGAAAACGCCUGCUUCUUAUUCUGUUGCCACCUCAAUUCCACAAUUUUUCAUUCGUGGGCAAAGGUAAGGGGAUGCAACACGUCGAUGCCCGUCUUCCCAACGUCUUUCCUAUACAAUUUGCUCAAAUUGAAUUUGUCCCUUCUCAAGUUGUCCUUGUGGCAAACUUGGUUGUGUGUGGGAGGAUUCAAACUGUUCUCUUUAUGAAGUGUUAAAUUUUUUAUAUUUUUGAGCCUAACUGAGGGUGGCGCUUAGACGACAUUUCACAUGUAUAGACUCUUUUUCGUUUGUGGUUUAUUAGAAAACGUUGUUGAUUCUAUUACAGCGAAAAACACGAGCCCUGGAAGUCAAGACCGAUGAACCACCG
This is a messenger RNA of Ilex paraguariensis (yerba mate), 2563 nucleotides long. NCBI's taxonomy places the organism in Eukaryota, Viridiplantae, Streptophyta, Magnoliopsida, Aquifoliales, Aquifoliaceae. The record is from the annotation of a GenBank genome assembly.